GGGAUUUUAAUAUUGAUAGUUGUUGGGAGAAAUGGCAUCUCAUUUCUCAUUAUCCUUUUAACUUCCUUUCGCAUUAGAAUUUGUGAAAGCCACCUUCUCCACUAUCCGGCGGAUUUUCUCGGGAAAAUCAGAGAAACGAAGUGAAAUAUUGGCGAUUUUCCCUCCGUUUCUGAAUUGAACUGAAAUUUUUCUCGCUGUUUCUCGUGGAUUUUGAGUCUACGGCGGUGGUUUGUGCAUUUUGUUGUCUGUUUGUUUGCAUAAAGAUCGUCGUUGGAUCUAAUUGGAGAGGUUUUUCUUUUUCGUUUUUUGUUAUUGAUCGUUGCGGACAUGGAGGUACGACCCAAUCCGACGGCCGACAACUCGUCGAUCCCGCAGCAUCAUCUCACCACUUCUCCAUUGAAGCAGCCUGCCGCUUCUUCUAAUCCUAUCGACUCCAACGCUGUUGCGCAGAGGCUGCAAAAGGAAUUGAUGUCACUGAUGAUGAGUGGAGGUGAUCUUGGUGUAUCAGCUUUUCCAGAAGGUGAGAGCAUUUUCACGUGGAUAGGCACAAUUGAGGGUGGGAAAGGAACUGCAUAUGAGGGUUUGUCUUACAAACUCUCUUUAAAUUUUCCUAUGGACUACCCUUUCAAGCCACCCCUUGUCAAGUUUGAGACGCUGUGCUUCCAUCCAAAUGUCGAUCAGUAUGGCAACAUUUGUCUCGACAUUCUCCAGGACAAGUGGUCUUCGGCAUAUGAUUGUAGAACCAUCCUUCUGUCCAUUCAAAGCCUAUUAGGAGAGCCCAACCCAGAGAGUCCUCUCAACAGCUAUGCUGCUGCUCUGUGGAAUAACACGGAAGAUUACAGAAAGAUGGUCCACAAGCAGUAUUUUUCUGGCGCUGUCUUAGAUGGGUGAUUUUGAAAAGCCAAGUAGAGAACAAAGAUUGACAUCAUGUCAUCAGUUGCAACACAAGUUACUGUAAAGCUCCAAGAUAAAAGGUCUCAGACUUCAUAACAUAGAAAGAGAGAGAGAAAUAGAGAGAAAAAGAAAGAUUUACAUUGAAUUGUUUACUGGAUAUCUGUACCAUUUUAUCUGGCCAUGAUUGCUAUAUUGGGAGAAUGAGUUCCACUCACCUGUACGUAAUUGUUGGAUGAUAUUUUACAGAAUAUGAAGCAUCUUCUUGUGCUA
This is a messenger RNA of Momordica charantia (bitter melon), 1164 nucleotides long. RefSeq lists its product as uncharacterized. NCBI's taxonomy places the organism in Eukaryota, Viridiplantae, Streptophyta, Magnoliopsida, Cucurbitales, Cucurbitaceae. The record is from RefSeq and is a predicted model, not a curated record.